GGCCCGCGGGCGGAGCCGUAGCCGUAGUCCCCUCGGGGGUCCGCAACCCGGAAGCCGAGUGUCGGAAAUCCCGGGCCGCGGUCCAAGAUGUCGGAGAAGGAAAGUGGGGCGAGCGGGGGCUCCCCGCAGGCCAGCGCGGUGACUGUCAGCGAUGUCCAGGAGCUGGUACGACGCAAGGAGGAGAUCGAAGCGCAGAUCCAGGCCAACUAUAGCUUGCUGGACAGCCUAAAAGGUGUUGGGAUGAAUGAGCCCCUGGUGGACUGUGAGGGCUACCCCCGGUCAGACGUGGACCUGUACCAAGUUCGAACCGCCAGGCACAACAUCGUCUGCUUGCAGAACGAUCACAAGGCGGUGAUGAAGCAGGUGGAGGAGGCCCUGCACCAGCUACACGCUCGGGACAAGGAGAAGCAGGCCCGGGACAUGGCUGAGGCCCAGGAAGAGGCCAUGAGCCGCAACCUGGGCCAGAGUGAGGGCCUCAGCCCCCCUCAGGCCUUUGCCAAAGUGAACAGCAUCAGCCCUGGCUCCCCCGCCAGUGUCGCGGGUCUGCAAGUGGAUGAUGAGAUUGUGGAGUUUGGCUCUGUAAACACCCAAAACUUCCAGUCACUGCAAAACAUUGGCAGCGUGGUGCAGCACAGCGAGGGGAAGCCCCUGAAUGUGACAGUGAUCCGCAGAGGACAGAAACACCAGCUUAGACUGGUCCCAACACGCUGGGCGGGAAAAGGACUGCUGGGCUGCAACAUUAUUCCUUUGCAAAGUUGAUUGUCCCUGAGGAACAGUAACAGGAAAGCAUCUUCUUUUGCCCUGGACUUGGGUCUAGUGGGGAUUUCUCCCGUCUCUUCUCUCCCUAAAGUUUAAGGAUCUGGAGGAGGCUGGAAGCCUGAACUUCUAGAUGGUGGCCUCCAAGUGUAAUCUCUUGGGAUUAAGACAUUGUUAAAAGCUUGAUAUGUGCUUAGCAUCCUCUGCCAAUUAGGCCAUGACCCAAAAUGGGAAUCUCUGAUUGUGGACAAGAGGGUGGGAGUUAUUCUGACAGGUGCAGGCAUGACUUUAUUCUUUUAGGAAUUUUUUUUCCCAAAAUAAACAGAAUU
Molossus molossus (Pallas's mastiff bat) is the source of this 1085-nucleotide messenger RNA. It is a transcript of the gene PSMD9, whose product is annotated as proteasome 26S subunit, non-ATPase 9. Gene Ontology annotation, molecular function: protein binding. Lineage: Eukaryota; Metazoa; Chordata; Mammalia; Chiroptera; Molossidae. The coding region runs from base 88 to 759 and encodes 223 amino acids. The transcript has 6 exons. The record is from RefSeq and is a predicted model, not a curated record. Gene Ontology annotation, biological process: proteasome regulatory particle assembly. Gene Ontology annotation, cellular component: nucleus; cytoplasm.